Molecule: messenger RNA, 5814 nt
Organism: Recurvomyces mirabilis
Lineage: Eukaryota; Fungi; Ascomycota; Dothideomycetes; Mycosphaerellales; Teratosphaeriaceae
Gene: FKS1
Product: 1,3-beta-D-glucan synthase
Exons: 2
Coding region: 1-5814 (1937 amino acids)
Biological process (GO): (1->3)-beta-D-glucan biosynthetic process; fungal-type cell wall polysaccharide biosynthetic process
Cellular component (GO): plasma membrane; 1,3-beta-D-glucan synthase complex
Molecular function (GO): 1,3-beta-D-glucan synthase activity
Source: RefSeq, a predicted model, not a curated record
AUGGCGCACCAGCAGCAACCCCCGCAGCAAGGUGGCUAUGACGAGGGUUAUGGCCAGCACCAGGGUGAGCAGCACCAAGGUGGCGACGGUUAUUACCACGAUGAACAGCAGUCGUACUACGACCAGCCUGGCUACGGCCACGGCCACGGUCAACAGGACGGCUACUACGACGAUAAUGGCUACUACCAGGCCGGUCCUGAGGGCUAUGCUCAAGAUGGCUAUUACGAGGCUGGCCAACAAGGAUACCAAGACGAGUACUACAAUGACCAGUACUACGAUCAGGGUCAGCAACAAGGUCAAUACCAGCAGCAGCAGCAGCAGCAGGGCCGUGGCUACAGUCAGCGCAAGGGACGUCGUGGCCACGAUUCUGAGGAGGACUCCGAGACUUUCUCCGACUUCACAAUGAGGUCAGACAUGGCAAGAGCAGCGGAGAUGGACUAUUACGGUCGUGGCGACGAGCGUUACAACUCGUACGGCGAAGGUCAAGGCGGCCGAGGAUACCGCCCACCUUCAUCCCAGGUCUCCUACGGUGGCAACCGCUCUUCUGGUGCAUCUACGCCUGUCUACGGCAUGGACUACACAAGCGCUCUUCCCGCUGGUCAGCGAUCGAGGGAGCCAUACCCAGCCUGGACCUCUGAUGCCCAGAUCCCACUGUCAAAGGAGGAGAUCGAGGACAUCUUCCUUGACCUCACAGCAAAAUUUGGUUUCCAGCGUGACAGCAUGCGCAACAUGUUCGAUCAUCUGAUGACUCUUCUCGAUUCUCGUGCCUCCCGCAUGUCGCCAAACCAGGCUCUUCUCUCGCUGCACGCGGAUUACAUUGGUGGCGAGAAUGCCAACUUCCGAAGAUGGUACUUUGCCGCUCACCUCGAUCUCGAUGAUGCCGUUGGAUUUGCCAACAUGAAGCUCGGCAAGGCAAACCGCGCCACGCGAAAGGCUCGUAAGGCUGCGAAGAAGAAGAACGCGGAUCCUCAGAAUGAAGAACAGACUCUCGAAAGUCUCGAAGGAGAUAACAGCUUGGAGGCCGCAGAGUAUCGAUGGAAGACACGCAUGAACCGCAUGUCUCAGCACGAUCGUGUCCGCCAAGUGGCGCUAUACUUGCUCUGCUGGGGUGAGGCCAAUCAGGUGCGCUUCAUGCCCGAAGUGCUCUGCUUCCUUUUCAAGUGCGCGGACGACUUCUUGCACUCUCCGGCCUGUCAGAACCGUGUGGAGCCAGUUGAGGAAUUCACCUACCUCAACAACUGCAUCACCCCUCUGUACAACUACUGCAGAGAUCAAGGUUACGAGAUCUUCGACGGCAAAUACGUGCGCAAAGAGCGUGACCACCAAAAGGUCAUUGGGUACGAUGACAUGAAUCAGCUCUUCUGGUACCCAGAGGGCAUUGAGCGGAUCUCCUUUGAGGAUAAGACCCGCUUGGUCGAUCUGCCACCUGCGGAGCGUUUCGAGCGCCUCAAGGAUGUUGUUUGGAAGAAGGCCUUCUUCAAGACUUACCGAGAGACUCGCUCGUGGUUCCACAUGUUGACCAAUUUCAACCGCAUCUGGGUCAUCCACGUGGUCGUCUACUGGUUCUACACUGCAUUCAACUCGCCUACGCUCUACACCAAGAACUACCAGCAGCAGGUUAACAACCAGCCGCACGUGCCUGUUCACUGGUCGGCUGUCGCUCUCGGUGGUACGCUCGCCUGUAUCAUCCAGAUUCUCGCUACUCUGGUAGAAUGGCUCUACGUUCCUCGACGUUGGGCUGGUGCCCAGCACUUGACUCGCCGUCUCAUGCUCCUCAUCGGGAUGUUCGUCAUCAACGUCGCGCCCGCAGUUUACAUUUUUGGUGUUCAGCAGACUGGCAAGAUUGCGCUCAUCCUUGGUAUCGUCCAAUUCCUGAUUGCUCUGGCGACAUUCUUCUUUUUCGCUAUUAUGCCACUCGGCGGCCUCUUCGGCAGCUACCUGAACGGCAAGAAGCGUCAGUACGUCGCCAGUCAGACAUUCACAGCCAGCUUCCCGCGCCUCAAGGGCAACGACAUGUGGAUGUCCUAUGGUCUUUGGGCUCUUGUCUUCGGUGCCAAGCUGACCGAGUCCUACUUCUUCUUGACGCUGUCGCUGCGUGAUCCUAUCCGCAUUCUCUCCACAAUGCAGAUUCAGCACUGCGUCGGAGACAAGUUGAUCGGUACCGUUCUCUGCUACAAGCAGCCCAUCGUCCUUCUCAUCCUCAUGUACUUCACGGAUCUGAUCCUGUUCUUCUUGGAUACCUACCUCUGGUACAUCAUCUGGAACUGCGUCUUCUCCGUGGCUAGGUCGUUUUACCUCGGUGUAUCUAUCUGGACACCAUGGAGGAACAUCUUCUCCCGCCUGCCAAAGCGUAUCUACUCCAAGAUUCUGGCAACCACCGACAUGGAGAUCAAGUACAAGCCCAAGGUGCUUAUCUCGCAGAUUUGGAACGCCAUUGUCAUCUCCAUGUACCGCGAGCACUUGCUUGCCAUCGACCACGUCCAGAAGCUGCUGUACCACCAGGUGCCGUCUGAGCAGGAAGGCAAGCGCACGCUCCGCGCGCCGACGUUCUUCGUGUCACAGGAAGAUCACUCAUUCAAGACCGAGUUCUUCCCUUCCAUGUCCGAAGCUGAGCGCCGUAUCUCCUUCUUCGCCCAGUCGCUCUCGACACCAAUUCCAGAGCCGCUGCCCGUCGACAAUAUGCCUACGUUCACCGUCCUCAUUCCUCACUACAGCGAGAAGAUCUUGCUCUCACUUCGCGAGAUCAUUCGCGAGGAUGAGCCAUACUCUCGCGUCACCAUGUUGGAGUACCUCAAGCAGCUUCAUCCUCAUGAAUGGGACUGCUUCGUCAAGGACACCAAGAUCUUGGCCGAUGAGACUUCUCAGUUCAACGGCGACUUCGAGAAGAACGAGAAGGAUACCGCAAAGAGCAAGAUCGACGAUCUUCCGUUCUAUUGCAUUGGUUUCAAAUCCGCUGCACCGGAGUAUACUCUCCGCACUCGUAUCUGGGCUUCCCUCCGCUCGCAGACACUUUACCGCACGAUCUCUGGUUUCAUGAACUACAGCCGCGCCAUCAAGCUUCUGUACCGUGUCGAGAACCCUGAAGUCGUCCAGAUGUUUGGUGGCAACUCCGACAAGCUUGAGCGCGAGCUCGAACGCAUGGCUCGCCGCAAGUUCAAGAUCUGUGUGUCCAUGCAACGUUAUUCCAAGUUCUCCAAGGAAGAGCGCGAGAACGCUGAGUUCCUGCUCCGUGCCUACCCCGACCUGCAGAUUGCGUACCUGGAUGAGGAGCCGCCGACUGCUGAGGGUGAAGAUCCAAGAAUCUAUUCCGCACUCAUUGACGGUCACUCCGAGAUCAUGGAGAACGGCAUGCGUCGCCCCAAGUUCAGGAUCAUGCUUUCUGGCAACCCCAUCUUAGGCGACGGCAAGUCUGACAACCAGAACCACAGUGUCAUCUUCUACCGUGGUGAAUACAUUCAACUCAUCGACGCCAACCAGGACAAUUACCUUGAGGAGUGCUUGAAGAUUCGAUCCGUCCUCGCUGAGUUCGAGGAGAUGACCACCGACAACGUCUCGCCCUACACUCCCGGCCUGCCACCAACCAACUUCAACCCUGUCGCCAUUCUCGGUGCUCGUGAAUACAUUUUCUCUGAGAACAUCGGUAUCCUCGGUGACGUCGCUGCUGGAAAGGAACAGACAUUCGGUACCCUCUUCGCACGUACGCUGGCUCAGAUUGGCGGCAAGCUUCAUUAUGGUCACCCCGAUUUCCUGAACGGCAUCUUCAUGACCACUCGUGGUGGUGUCUCGAAAGCUCAGAAGGGUCUGCACUUGAACGAGGACAUCUUUGCCGGUAUGACUGCUCUUCUUCGUGGUGGCCGCAUCAAGCAUUGCGAAUACUACCAGUGUGGCAAGGGUCGUGACUUGGGUUUCGGCUCCAUUCUCAACUUCACCACCAAGAUCGGAACUGGUAUGGGCGAGCAGAUGUUGUCUCGCGAGUACUACUACUUGGGCACGCAGCUCCCUCUGGACCGCUUCCUCUCGUUCUACUACGCUCACCCGGGUUUCCACAUCAACAACUUGUUCAUCAUGUUGUCGGUGCAGCUUUUCAUGUGGUGUUUGGUCAACUUGGGCGCUCUUCGCCAUGAGACCAUCACCUGCUACUACAACCACAACGUGCCAAUCACGGACCCUCUGUUCCCGACAGGCUGCGUCAACGUCGUUCCUAUUAUGAACUGGGUGGAACGCUGCAUUGUCUCGAUCUUCAUCGUGUUCUUCAUCUCCUUCAUCCCUCUUACGGUGCAGGAGUUGACGGAGCGUGGUUUCUGGCGCGCGGCAACCCGUUUGGCCAAGCAUUUCGGCUCACUUUCGCCUCUCUUCGAGGUGUUCGUCUGUCAGAUCUACGCCUACUCGCUCCAGCAGGAUCUGUCCUUCGGCGGUGCUCGCUACAUCGGUACUGGACGUGGUUUCGCCACUGCCCGCAUGCCAUUCGGUGUCCUGUACUCGCGAUUCGCUUCUCCAUCCAUCUACUUGGGCGCUCGUCUCCUGAUGAUGUUGCUCUUUGGCACGAUGACGGUCUGGGGCUACUGGCUCCUCUGGUUCUGGGUAUCUAUCACCGCGCUCUGCAUUUCGCCGUUCUUGUUCAACCCUCACCAGUUCUCGUGGUCUGACUUCUUCAUCGACUACCGCGAAUUCCUGCGCUGGUUGUCCAGAGGCAACACCAAGGCUCACUCCGCUUCUUGGAUCGGAUUCGUUCGUCUCUCGCGUACCCGUCUCACUGGUUUCAAGCGCAAGGCCCUCGGCGAGCCAUCAGCCAAACUCUCUGGUGACACACCGCGAGCCAAGUUCACCAAUGUGUUCUUUAGUGAGAUCGUCGGCCCACUUGUCUUGGUCGCUGCCACAUUGAUCCCUUACUUGUACAUCAACUCCGGUACUGGUGUCGUUCAGGCCAACCAGCCUUCUGGUGUUCAGGUCGCGCCUACGAAUUCACUCAUCCGUAUUGGUAUCAUCGCAUUCGGCCCCAUUGCCGUGAACGCUGGUGUCGCCAUUGGCUUCUUCGGCAUGGCUUGCUGCAUGGGUCCAGUACUUAGCAUGUGCUGCAAGAAGUUCGGCGCUGUCCUUGCCGCUAUCGCCCACGGCAUCGCCGUCAUCAUGCUCCUGGCUUUCUUCGAGGUCCUGUUCUUCUUGGAAGGCUGGAGCUUUGUCAAGACCGUGCUGGGCAUGAUCGCAGUUGUCGCCAUUCAGCGCUUUGUCUUCAAGCUCAUCAUUGCUCUGGCUCUGACGAGAGAGUUCCGCGCCGAUACUUCCAACAUAGCAUGGUGGACCGGCAAGUGGUACGCGCUUGGAUGGCACACACUCACCCAGCCUGGCCGUGAGUUCCUGUGUAAGAUUACUGAGAUGGGCUUCUUCGCUGCGGACUUCGUGCUCGGACACAUGCUCUUGUUCUUCAUGCUGCCGGUCAUCUUGGUGCCAUACAUCGACAAGUUCCACUCGGUUAUGCUCUUCUGGCUAAGACCAAGCCGUCAAAUCCGCCCACCAAUCUACUCGCUCAAGCAGUCUCGUCUUCGGAAGCGCCGUGUCGUCCGCUACGCCAUCAUGUACUUCAGCAUGUUCGUGCUUUUCUUGGUGCUGAUCGUUGGACCCAUCAUCGCCAGCAGAUUCGUCAACUUCAAGAUCAGCAUCAUGGAUCUGCAACAACCAUCCAACUGGUACAAUAACGACACUCUUGGCACAAGUCAAACCGGUACCGCUCUCGGUGGUGCUGCGGCUACGAGCGCCGGCGCCGUGGGCGCUAGCUCGACUGGCCUCAAGAGGGCGAUGUUCUACUACGACUCAUAG